Nothoprocta perdicaria is the source of this 2215-nucleotide messenger RNA. RefSeq names its product acid sensing ion channel subunit family member 4 (gene ASIC4). Gene Ontology annotation, cellular component: membrane. Gene Ontology annotation, biological process: sodium ion transmembrane transport. The coding region runs from base 540 to 2156 and encodes 538 amino acids. The record is from RefSeq and is a predicted model, not a curated record. Gene Ontology annotation, molecular function: ligand-gated sodium channel activity. The transcript has 10 exons. NCBI's taxonomy places the organism in Eukaryota, Metazoa, Chordata, Aves, Tinamiformes, Tinamidae.
CUCCCGAGCCAUUCAAACAAGUGGCUCCAGCAGCACUUCGGAGCUGGGGCUGGCGAGAGGGCGCAGCGCGGCUCCCUGCCCCGGAGGCGCCGGGCCCUUCACACUGACUCUUUCUCCAGCGCUCGCUCUUUAUUUGACGAUGAAAUAAUGUUGACAUGUCUUGAAUUAUUAAGUAUUCCCUGGAUUUUAUUAGCACAUGAUGCCUAAAUGCUGCCUGUAUCUGCUGGGGUCUUAACCAGCGAGGAGCGAAGGAGAGAGGCAGAGAGACAGAGCGCGAGAGAAGAGAGAGAGGGGUUUUUGACAGCUGUAUUUGUGCUGAUAAGCGAAGGCACAAGGAGACGAUCGACUAGUGAGACAAGAGGGAAGCGGCGGCAGGGAGCUGCUGAGAGGGGCUGUGCUUCCCUCCGGAGACGGCUCGGCCCUCCCGGCGCCGUGCUGGGGCUUGGGGGGGACCCGAGCCCCCUCCCAGCGCCUGGCCGGGGUCUCGGUCGGUGCCCGGGGGCAGCUCGCUGGCCGGGCACGCCAGCCACGCUGGGCAGAUGCCGAUUGAGAUCGUGUGUAAAAUCAAAUUUGCUGAGGAGGAUGAGAAGCAAAAGGAGAAAGAAGAAGGGGAUAAGGAGAGCCUGAUUGAAGAGCCAGCACGGCCCCGGUCCCGGGACCUGGCCGCCUUUGCCAGCGCCAGCACCCUGCACGGCCUCGGACACAUCUGCCGAUCAGGACGGCUGGGUGUGCGCCAGACCCUCUGGGCGUUUGCCUUCCUGGCCUCGCUCGCCUUCUUCCUCUACCAGGCGGCCAAGUCGGCGCUGCUCUACCUGGAGCACCCCCAUGUCAUGGCCUUGGACGAGGAGGCCAUUCGCGAGAUGGUCUUCCCUGCCAUCACCAUCUGCAACAUCAACCGCUACCGGCACUCGGCACUCACCGACGCCGACAUCUUCCACUUGGCCAACAUGACGGGGCUGCCCCCGAAGGACCGGGAUGGCCACAAAGCCACGGACCUGCUCUACCCUGACCCUGACAUGGCUGACAUCGUCAACCGCACCGGCCACCAGCUUGACGACAUGCUCAAGAGCUGCAACUUCAGUGGUGAGAACUGCUCCUCCCGCGACUUUGCUGUGGUCUACACGCGCUACGGCAAGUGCUACACCUUCAACGGGGACCGGAGGAACCCUCGAGUGACCCGCCAGGGCGGCAUGGGCAACGGGCUGGAGAUCAUGCUGGACAUCCAGCAGGAGGAAUAUCUGCCCAUCUGGAGGGAGACCAACGAGACAUCAUUUGAAGCUGGCAUCCGGGUCCAGAUUCACAGCCAGGACGAGCCGCCCUACAUCCAUCAGCUGGGCUUUGGUGUCUCACCGGGCUUCCAGACGUUCGUGUCCUGCCAGGAGCAGCGGCUCACCUACCUGCCCCAGCCAUGGGGCAACUGCCGGGCCAGCGUGCAGGGGGAGCAGACGCUGCCCGGCUACGACACGUACAGCAUCGCCGCCUGCCGCCUGCAGUGCGAGAAGGAGGCCGUGGUGCGCAGCUGCCACUGCCGCAUGGUCCACAUGCCAGGUAACGAGUCCAUCUGCUCUCCCAACGUGUACAUUGAGUGCGCUGACCACACGCUGGACACGGCCGUGGAGGACAGCCAGGAGCGCUGCAGCUGCCCCACGCCGUGCAACCUGACGCGCUACGGCAAGGAGAUCUCCAUGGUGCGCAUCCCCAACAAGGGCUCGGCGCGCUACCUCGCCCGCAAGUACAACAAGAACGAGACCUACAUCCGGGAGAACUUCCUGGUGCUGGACAUCUUCUUUGAGGCGCUGAACUACGAGGCCAUUGAGCAGAAGAAAGCCUACGACCUUGCUGGGCUGCUCGGGGACAUCGGUGGGCAGAUGGGCCUGUUCAUCGGUGCCAGCAUCCUCACCAUCCUGGAAAUCUUGGACUAUAUCUACGAGGUGAUCCGUGACAGGGUGAGCCGGCUCUUGCGCCGCUCCAAGCCGCCCCUGAAGAAGCCCUCGGGCAGCAUCGCCACGCUGGGACUGGAGGAGCUCAAGGACCAGAGCCCCUGCGACACGCUGGGCCGGCACGCGGAGGGCGCCUACAACGCCGGCAUGCUGCCCAACCACCACCACCGCCACCACUACCCGCACCAGGGUGUCUUCGAGGACUUCGCCUGCUAGGCCAGCUGGGGAGCGCGGGCAGCAGCGCCCCGGCCGCCCCUCCGCGGCGUCCGCACGGA